AUGGCUAGAGACUUCCCUCCUUUUCCAGACGACAUACCUACCCACCCACUGCUUAUCGUCGACUACGAAAAGGUCAAGAAUAGGGACCAGGACGAAAUCGAGAAGCUCUGGGAAGCAGCAACGAAGCUCGGGUUCUGGUAUUUGAGGAACCAUGGAUGCUCAGAAGAGGCCGAUAGAAUGUUUGAUCUGGGUGCGGAUGUAAUGGCUUUGCCCCUAUCCGAGAAGAUGAAGUACGAACAAGGAAACGACGGCGCUUCCGCAGGGUACAAGGCAGCAGGAGCGAACGCUGUAGAUGCUACAGGAGAGCCGGACCUCGUCGAAUUUCUGAACGUCUCCAAAGACGACGUUUUGGCAUGGCCCCGUCCGGGCAAACGCAGCUAUCCCAAGCCUGCCACGGAUCGCAUGGACUCAACUAUUAUCCCGUUCUUCCGGAAGUGCAUGGAGGUCAACGCGGUUCUUCUUGGGGUUUUCGAGGAGAAACUCGGGCUUCCCUCAGGAACAUUGGCGAGACGUCAUCUCGAUGACGAGCCAAGUGGUAGCGAGGCAAGAAUAACAUGUACUCCUCCGAUGAAGGAUACAGAGCGUGUUGCUAUCGGUGGCCACACUGACUUUGGAAGCUUGACCGUAUUGUUCAACCGGCUAGGAGGACUCCAAGUACUCCCUCCCGGGUCUGAUCAUUGGCAGUAUGUCAAGCCGCUCGCUGGACAUGCCAUUUGCAACGUCGGAGACGCUCUCACGAUCUUCAGCGGUGGUAUCCUUCGAUCCAACCUUCAUCGCGUACUGCCUCCGCCAGGCUCUCAGGCUAACAGCCAGCGUUGGUCUCUGGCCUACUUCACGCGGCCAGGAAAUUCUGUCCUUCUCCAACCUUUGAUGGACGAAAGUUCCAUGAUCUCUAAUGCUGUUAACACAGUCGGAGAAACACAUGGCCUGGUUACAGGGGGACAGACGGCCGGUGAAUGGUUCGCUCGUCGUAUCAAGAACCAGAGGCUUGAUAACAGGAAGGCAAGUCGUUAUUCCCCUUCAUACCGAUGGGAUCUGAUUGCUUGGGCAGGGCCCUGA
Messenger RNA from Coprinopsis cinerea okayama7#130, 1059 nucleotides. RefSeq lists its product as hypothetical. Gene Ontology annotation, molecular function: dioxygenase activity. The record is from RefSeq and is a predicted model, not a curated record. Bases 1 to 1059 code for a protein of 352 amino acids. NCBI's taxonomy places the organism in Eukaryota, Fungi, Basidiomycota, Agaricomycetes, Agaricales, Psathyrellaceae. The transcript is spliced from 6 exons.